UCUAAUUUUCUCAUUAGCCCACAACACACAGCAAAUAUGAAGAGAGAGGGUCGCCAACAUGGAAUGGUUAGGAGCUACUGGAUCCUACCAUUUCCAUUAAACCGGAGACCCGAGACUCGGGUUGUCAACAAAUUCGAUUCACCCCCAACUGCUGGGUUGUUCACCAAGGUCCCAUCCAAGCCCACCAACCACUCCAAAUUCACUGGGAAGUGUGGCACCCCAAGGUGCAACGGGUGCCAUGUCAACCCGGCAUGUAAGUCCAAGCCCAAGACCAAGGGGGCCCAGAAGUUGAAGUCGUGCGACGUCGUUGUGAGUUCUCGGUUAAUCAGCUGGCGGGUCGUGGACGGGCAACCCGGCUUGAGUUUUUCUGGAGUUUCUGCCACGAAUCUUUUGGAUCAUAUGUUUGGUGAUUAUACGAAUGACGAUGAAGUUUAUAAUAGUGAUUUUGAGUAUGAUGGGCCAAUAAUGGAUUUUGAAUCUCCAUGUGAUAGGGACAAUGAGAUUAAUAAUCAUAAGGACGGCAAAAAAGACAAUAAUAGCGAUAGAAACGAUGAUAAUGUAAGUUAUUGUGACGUGGGAUUCGUGUUGGACCAAGUUGAAGGAGAGGAAGGGUGGUGUCUAGUGGAAGAAAUGUGAUUUUUAAUCUCUUUUUGAUUUAUUAUGUCCACCGACCAUUGUGAAUGGUUCCUUUGUAUUUUAUUUUAUUUUAUUUUGUACUUUUCUUAAAUUUAUGUACCUCUCUUUGUAUGUGAGUAGGUCAUGGAUUCUUAUUCAGGACCAUGUAAAGCUUUCAUAUA
Molecule: messenger RNA, 797 nt
Organism: Alnus glutinosa
Lineage: Eukaryota; Viridiplantae; Streptophyta; Magnoliopsida; Fagales; Betulaceae
Exons: 1
Coding region: 37-636 (199 amino acids)
Source: RefSeq, a predicted model, not a curated record